Acanthosepion pharaonis is the source of this 696-nucleotide messenger RNA. Lineage: Eukaryota; Metazoa; Mollusca; Cephalopoda; Sepiida; Sepiidae. The record is from the annotation of a GenBank genome assembly.
AUGGAGUGUAAAGUUGGCUGUUCUGUUGCAGCCAUAACCAGAAAAAAAUCCCAAACUAAUUUGCUGUUUGCAUCCAGACUGAGCUGGUCUGUUGUCAUCUGGUUGUCAUAUUGGCUGAACUCUGUGACAAUUCUGUUUCUGGUACUUUCAGCCACAAUAUCUGCUGCAAAUGGCGAGCAUCUGCUACAAAAACUCAGUGGCAGUGUUGGUGCUGGUAACUUUACCUACUAUAACCUCAACUGGCCUGGUCGCAUUCGAGUCAAGAUGAUUCCUUUGUUCGGUGACAGUGACCUGUAUGUCUCUGACAAAACUCUGAAGCCCACUUAUUAUGACAAUGAACUCAGCUCUGCCACUUGUGGUGAAGAAUCCAUAGACAUUCCUGCUGCUUUCAAACGGCCUGUGAUUAUUGGCAUCUAUGGCUACCCUUUGAUAGAAAAGUCUAAAUAUGAACUUUGCUUUUAUUUGUUGGCUGAUUACGAUGAAGUGGACGAGUAUGACGCAAUUGCAUAUUACAGUGAAAAUCUGCUGAAUCCUGGUUCUAUGAACCAUGACAAGAUGGGCCGAAAGAAUGAUUAUCGAAGAGAGGAAUAUACUCCACAGCCUAACACGGAUGGGCAAAUUUCAGAAGAAGAGGAAUCAAUUAUUUGGACUGUUUUUAUUUAUAUUCUUAAAAUUAUUUUCGAUAUUUUAUUAUGA